Messenger RNA from Penicillium antarcticum, 894 nucleotides. RefSeq lists its product as uncharacterized. The record is from RefSeq and is a predicted model, not a curated record. Bases 1 to 894 code for a protein of 297 amino acids. NCBI's taxonomy places the organism in Eukaryota, Fungi, Ascomycota, Eurotiomycetes, Eurotiales, Aspergillaceae. The transcript is spliced from 2 exons.
AUGUUACCUUUUGGCCUUCGCCGCGGGCAGCUGGGCCGCAACCACAUGCCUCCAGAUCUUCCAAACAACGUGACCAACAACUCCGGCUCCGAUCCUGAAGAAGCCCCAGCCGAAGAUCUACCAGAGCCAGAAUCAGUGAUCUUCUACCCAAAUCUAUGGGACGUCCUCAAAGUCCGAUAUACACUACAAUGGAAGCUCACAAAAGGCCUACCGGAAGAACUAAUCGACAUGAUCGUGGACGCAGCCGAGUACUGGCCUUCCGUGGAGCACAAGAUGCAAGACCAGAAGGUUGUCCAAAAAGACUGUGAUCAAACCCUCCUCAAGACAGUACCACUUUGCUACGAUCGAAACAGCCUAGGAAAAGUCAUACCCCCAAAGCCCCUCCCCCACCGCGGUGCCCACCCCUGUCGCAAGAUAAUCUUCAAACUCUCAUCCCGCGACCAAGGUGGCGGCCGACGCCGCGAGAACAUGUACCAAUUCUCAUGGACAUGGUUCGAUACGGAAGUUAUCAAGGCUGCGCACGAGCGAAAGAUGUAUAUCAACGGCGAAGAGCAAGCAAUACUUGACAACGAGGGUGGUCAGAAGCGGAAACAUUACACCGAGGCUGAUGCGCUCCUUCUCCCGCGCGGUAAUAAGUUGCAGGUUAAUGGUGCUCAUGUUGGGGAGAUGCAGCAUGUUGAGAUUGUUUGGGAUUAUCGGGAUGGGAUUCCACCUGAGUCGACCGAGGCUGAUGAAGCUGAGAGGGAUCUUGGACGGGGGAGGCUUACGCUUGAUGGACGGGGGGUGCGUGAGUUGGAGAUUGGGGAUUCUAUUGCUCUUUGGGCUAGGGCUCGGUUUCCGGGGUGGUCUAAUCAUGUUGAGAGGGCUUCUGUGAGGGUUUUCUGGGCUGUUUGA